CGAACUCAAUGGUUAUAUUUAUGAUUAUUUAUACAAAAAUAAUUUAUUAAAAACAGCCCAAAGCUUCUUAAACGAAACCCAAAAUCAAUCUAUGGGCCCAUCUGCUAGUGGUAGUCUACCAUCGCCGAAAGUGAAGAUAGAUACACCAAAGAGUUACCUAUUUGAAUGGUUUAUUAUAAACUUAGAACUACAAUAUCAAAAUCAGUUCAGAUCACCAAACUAUUAUGAAAUUAAUUUUAAUUUACAACAGAGGUAUGAUGUAUCUCAGAAGAAAUAUAUGAUGAAACAAAGAGCAGGCGCUGUACAACAUCCAGCUAGGCCAUACCCUGCACAGAUGAUCAGACCACCUAUGUCUAUACCGUCGAUGCCACCACCACCCACGCCGAUUCAACAACAACAACAGCCUCAACAACCUCAACAAGCCCAGCAACCUCAACAAUUCCAACCUCAAAUAAAUGGCUAUUCGCCUACUGAUGAGUCCCCUAAGCAAAGAGUCACACGUCAGAAUAAGCGUGCUACAAAAAAGAAGAAAAAAGACGAUGACGACGAAAGUUUCAACAAUGACGACGGUGGGGGAACUCCUUCACAAAAUGAUUCACCUGCUAUUACACCAUCAGAGAUACUGGCCAAUAUAGAUAAUCAACAACAAUCUACCCCAAAUUCCAACGAAAACAUUAAUCAACAAGAAAAUUUUCUGGAUUUCAAUAUGCUUAACGAUUUACCGCAAAUGAACGAUUUGAAUGAAAUUUUUAAUGAUCCGUUAUCUUGAAAAUUAAACUUUGUACAUAUUUUUUAUUUUUUAUAUUAUACGCGUUUGUUU
Messenger RNA from Wallemia mellicola CBS 633.66, 820 nucleotides. RefSeq lists its product as hypothetical. Lineage: Eukaryota; Fungi; Basidiomycota; Wallemiomycetes; Wallemiales; Wallemiaceae. The record is from RefSeq and is a predicted model, not a curated record. The transcript has a single exon. The coding region runs from base 92 to 769 and encodes 225 amino acids.